GGUCAUCUCACACGCCGCGGUGGCGCUGCUCGACCUGUGUGCGUGAACGAGCAGUGUCGCGGCUCGGAGGCUCGUUGGCGCGUCGGAGCCGUGGACGCCCGCGAACAGCGCCCGCGGUCGGCGCAUGGACGGUGUGUGUCGGUGUGUGCCGCUGGUGACCGUCGCGCGAAGUGUCUGUGACCGAGUGCAGCGUUUCAUAUAAUGAAUUUACAAUGUUAAUGGAUGUGUCGGAAAUCGUGGGCGACAAAAGCCAAGAGGCGAUAGCACACCUGUCAAAGAAAAUGGGAGACUGUUGCAAAUACGAAGACAUACCGAAAGAAAACGGAUCACCCGAAGAGGGCGGUGACAUGGUGGCCGACGUGGGCGGAACGGUGGAGAGGGGCGUGCCCAGCCAAGGGGGCGUGUCCGAGGGGGCACAGGGGGCGGGCGAAGGGGGCGAACGCUCCGCCCCGCAGCCCCCGAACAGCCUCCCCGACGGCGGAGGAUUCAAAAAGAUCUACAUAGGGAAGCUUAUCAACCCGAAGCAGGACGACGGUGUGUUGGAGGAGGGAGAAGGAGCCGGCGCCAUCAACCUGUCCGCUCGACCGUCUCGCCAGCCGUCGCCGCUUGACACUGAACAGGGCGCCACCAGGAAGGCCAUCGAGGAAGGCUCAAGUCCCGACCUAGGAGCGAGGAUCUUGGAAGGGCGUGACACUCCUGCAGGACGCGUGUCGCCGCCCCACCUGCACAACCCGCCCACUACGCCCGCAGGACCGCCGCCGCCGCCGCCCACGUCCGCCCAGGGUCUCCACAACCUGAUCAUGGCCCCCGCACUCCAACAGAUGUCGCACCUGCUUCACCAACAGCUGAUCAGCCCUGCGCAGAUCCAGUCGCUCAUGCACCACCAGAGCGUUCUUCUCCACCAGCAGCAGCAGCAACAGCAGCUGGCUGAGUUGGGUCGCAAACAGCUGGAGCAGAUCCUGCAGCAGCUACAAGAGCAGCUGCAGGUCAACCUCAUCCAGCAGACGCAGCUCAUGCAGACCGCAGACAAGAGCAAGGCGUCCGGCCCCUUGGCUCAGCUGGGCGCUCAGCAGCAGCAGUUAGUGCAGCAGCUACAGGCGGUGCAGCGGCAGUACUUGCUGCAGUCGGGCCUUCAUCCAGGUCUUCAUCACCACAAUGGAGAAACUCGUUCACCCCCCGGCAGCGGAAGCGAGGGGGGAGGAGCCUGGAAGGAACGAGGAGAGCGCUCAGAAACCCCAUCACCUCAUCACCACAACAACAACAACAAUAACAAUAAUAACAACAACAACGACCGUGACCAGAAGCCGAUGCCACCGCCCGCUGCGAAUGGUCGCGAGAUGAACGGCGUGGGCAGCGAAGACGAAGACCCAAGCGCCCGUCGUGGCCACCCUCUGUAUGGCCACGGGGUGUGCAAAUGGCCAGGGUGCGAGGCCAUCUGCGAAGACAUUCACGCUUUCCACAAGCACCUCAACACAGAGCAUACCCUUGACGACCGUUCAACAGCUCAGGCCAGAGUGCAGAUGCAGGUCGUAAGCCAGCUGGAGCGUCAACUCACCAAGGAGAGAGAUAGAUUACAGGCAAUGAUGAAUCACCUCCACAUGAACAAGCAGCAGCAACAACAACAACAGCAGCAGCAACAGCAACAGCAGCCUCCGCACCUGCCAGCGCCGCGAGUUGCGUCACCAGAGCCGCCGCAGCCGCAGCCGCAGCCCAUCGUCGAACCGCCAUCGCAAUAUCCUUCUCGUUCCCAGAGUCCUGGCGGUAUCCUGCCGAAAUUGCCCCUCGGCGCUGGCCUGCUCGGAGGAGGGGCGCUGGGUGCCAACCCCCUGGGACUCCCCCACUCCCCCAUGGCGCAGAUGCCGCCCGUGUCUUUGUUUGGUGCAAUAGGAACACGCCCGCCGCCCAUGCUCCAGCCGCCCACGCCCACGAGCUGCGGGCCGCUGCGCCGACGCCUAACAGACAAAGCCGCUCUCCUUACUCCAGGUGGGACUCAAGAGUUGCAAUUUGGAGCAAGAUUUCUCACAGAUGUGUCGUGGCCGCUAGAGGACUCCCAAGUGACUAGACGCCGCCUGGCAGACCGCGCUGCUUUAGACGUUAAUGAAGAAAUACAAAGGAAUCGAGAAUUCUACAAGAGCACAGAAGUUCGCCCACCAUUUACCUAUGCAUCACUCAUAAGACAGGCAAUCAUAGAGUCGCCAGACAAGCAACUAACAUUGAAUGAGAUAUACAACUGGUUCCAAAAUACAUUUGCUUACUUCAGACGUAACGCAGCAACUUGGAAGCUAACACUGAAUGAGAUCUACGACUGGUUCCAGAGCACCUUCGCGUACUUCAGACGUAAUGCUGCUACUUGGAAGUCUGUUUAUUAUCUCUCCCUAUUUUUCUUUGUCUCUCUUAUAGGUCUUUCGUAUAUGUUAGACCGUGCAGGACUGGACAUCCAGCAAGAAAUACAAAGGAAUCGAGAAUUCUACAAGAGCACAGAAGUUCGCCCACCAUUUACCUAUGCAUCACUCAUAAGACAGGCAAUCAUAGAGUCGCCAGACAAGCAACUAACAUUGAAUGAGAUAUACAACUGGUUCCAAAAUACAUUUGCUUACUUCAGACGUAACGCAGCAACUUGGAAGAAUGCGAUCCGCACCAACCUCUCGCUGCACAAGUGCUUUGUGCGCUAUGAGGACGACUUUGGCUCGUUCUGGAUGGUAGACGACGCAGAGUUUGUGAAGCGACGCCACCUGUCCCGCGGCCGUCCCCGGAAAUACGAACCCAACACCCCACCACCACCUCACCAAACCCUCCACCCGGGGCUCCCGCCAACCCAAGGGCACCCCAUGGCCUUCCAUGCGGCAUUCCCGCCCAUGUCUGGGCCGCCCCCGCCCCCACAGGGUGUGCCCAGCAAAAGCCCAACUCUCACAGGCAGCCCAACUCUUUACGGCGAGGCCCUCAAUGCUAGCCUACAGGCUGCCUUGGCAGAUUCUAACCUGCCGCUGUUGAACACUGCCUUCAGUGUUAGCUCCAGUGUGGAGAAGAGCGGAUCCCCACCUGUAUCCUACCAUGAGGCAAUGACACGUCAUGAGGAGGAGGAAGAGCCUUCACAUAGAGAGCGUGAGCGUGAGGAGGAGCCAGAGGACUCCUACCCAUCACAGCUGGUCAAGCAGGAAAUGACUGAAGAGGAGACGCCAAUGGAAACCCAGCGAGACUGUGAAGACGAGACACACCCUGCAGCUUCUCCCGUAUCUCACUACCGUCAUUAUUCUGGGAUGGAGGAGGACCGGCCCCGCUCCCAUAGCCCAGUGCCACCCAGUCCUGUGUCCCAGCCACCACCACCACCUCCAGUGUCCCACUCAAUGCCCCAUGUGCCCACUUCACUGGGACUCCCCCCACCUCUGCAAUUACUACAUGAGGCUCACAUGAGGCAAGGACCUCCUCUAGAAGGCUAGUGAUGUAGGGUACGUGAAUGGAGUGACACAUUACCUCCCAGUGGUUAAAAACUACAUAAAAAUCACCACUUUUCCUACUGCCAUCUUCCUCAACAAGCCAGCCAGUGGAUUCUGGCAAGGAAGCAAGAUAUACAGCCAGUUAUGGAUAUCUUGCAGUUAUGUUAUCUGGUAUCUUUUAUUUAGAUGGUGUAUUAUCUCCUGUACACAAAGAAAAAAAAGCACUGGCUUGUGUACAUGAUGCAGGGAAACCUGUAGGAAAGGAAGGAAGAAUUUGUUAUUUUUGCACUGACGGAAUUAGACUUUCUAAUAGUAAUUGUUUCAUAUCAGACUAGUCUUACCUAAGGCACUGUCGUCGGUCAAGGCACAAGUGUGUAUGUUCUCGGUGAUGGACAGACAUUGUUUUGUACAGAAGGUUUUGACAAGGAUGUGAUCGCAUACUGUAGUAAAAGUGUAGAUUGAACUGGACUACAGGAAGCGCAGGCAGAGUCUUCUGGAGCCUCUAGCCUCACCUAGUGUAGAGUAGCCUAAGGCAACAGAUGGCUGGGCAGCCAACUGUGUACCAUUCCUAGAUGGGUCACCAAGAUCCAUUUGUGCUUUCCUAGCCCCUGAACCCCAUCCUUAGCCCAGUAGAUAUUGUCCAAGCAUGCGUCACAUUAAGUUCAACUGAAGACUAAACACAUUUCAAAAGUCUUGGUUGAACAAAAGUACUAGGCACUGAAUCAUAUUCAUUACUUAAAGGGACUACCAGCUAAAGUUAAAUCAUUUAUCAAGUGCCAUAUUUUGAGUCCUUUAUGAGCUAACAUGUUGUCAGUAUAAUGCAGUUAAAUUUGAUCUCAGACUUAAAAUAGCUCUUCCAUGACAAUUACUAGCACCUCCAGUCAGUAAACCCUUAAAUUUGUUUCACUCUUAUCAAACUAAAUGAAAGUUAGUAUUUUUAAAAAAUCACCUUUGUGUAGCAAGUCUACAAGAAAUGAUCUUGUGAACUUCCUUCAAAAGGCAAAGUUACAUUAUCAAUAUAAAUACAUCUUCCUGACGCAGUAGUCUUGUACCUCAAAGAAACCCACCUAUUUCCAUUAUUUACACUAUUUAUUUGUUAUUUAUAUUGUAGAGUAAGUGGGGUUAGGACAGCACAGAAAUGAGAUCCCUGGUAGUGUAGUGUUCUAGUGUAAAUUAGAUUUAAACAGCCAUCCCAAACCUAGUGAGACAUGGGAGAUGUGAUUGUGUAGUUGUCUGAAAUAUGUUUUGGGGUUCAGUUCUUGUAAAGGACUGCAGUCAGUAAGGUUCAAAAAGUGUAGUGUAACAUGUCAAUUAUGUGAGGAAUGUUUCACCUCUAAAACAGAUUUUCAGGACAUAUGACAUGGCGUCAUAGAACACUGUCAAUGGUGUUAUUUUAGAUUCUUUUAUUGGUUCUUCCUUUUUAGCUGAUUAAAUUAAGAAAUAAUGCAGGGUUUACUGUGACAUUGAAAUCUGAAUGAACCAGUGAACUGAAUUAUAAUUAUGGAAUUAUCUGUUGCCUGUCUCUAACCACAUCAUUUGCAAUGACUCAUUAUAACAGUGACUGUAACAUUAAAGUCCCAAGUGUCUAAGACAGCCAGAACAAUGUGUAUACCCUUCUCCAAAGUAAGUUCAUUGGGCUUGGUUCGUAGGAAUUGCAUAGAAUGGACCACUGUUGUAGAAGCAUUGUUAAAAAUGCUACCAUAUGAUACAUACUCAAGCCUGUGUAUUGCAUUACCACUGUAGGUUAGCCUUGCUGUGUUGGGGAGUCAGAACUAUGUUGGGUAUGCCAGUAACCAGAAAUCUCAUGUCUUCUCUUAACCAUUUCCAUACAUUCAGUUCCUAAUCCCAUCUCACUGUUACUGUAGAUUGCCAUUGUUUCAUCAAGUUCCUUUAUAUACAGUUGGUGUACUAUAUCUGUCACCUGCAGUUGGUACACCCACUGCCAAAAGAUGUUGCAGUGAACCCCCAUUAUAGUUCUGUUCCCUAUAUCGCCAUAUGUCCCUGUUGGUCGCAAGUCACACGGUAGUAGAACAGCUUCUUGUAGAACAUUCCCCCCUUGGGCAACAUCAUGCCCAGACCCCAAGCAAUAACUGUCUGACGUAUGACUGAGUGUAUUACCAUGAACAGUUCCCCCUCUCCCAUUUUGCAAUGUCCAGCUGCUGUCACUGAAUGUGGCUCUCUGUAAGGUAGUUGUUUAGAGGUGCUUUGUUUAUUUGAAGCUGCUAUAUAUACAUUGAACAUACUGUGUAAGCAGAGGUUUAUUUCACUGUGACUUGCAGAGAGCCCAAGGUGCAAGCAUGGAUGAGAAGUGAGACCCGUAACAUGCGUGUGGUAUAAAUACUACUUCAGAAAGGUUUGUUUUAAUCGACAGUGAUAAAAAGCAAAUCUUGCCGAAGAGCAAGUUUGGUCUGGAUAAAACAAAGCAUUUAUUUGCCAUGGUGAUAUCAUAAUUUUCAGAAAAAGACAUUACAGGCAACAGAUAUGAACAAAAAUGACUGUUGGCAGUAUGUUUUUGUUAAACAAGUGUAACACAAUGUCCACAUGCAUAAAGGGCCUCUUGUAUAUAAUCUCUUGAAUGAAGUGAAACGCAGUAAACAAAGUAAGGACAGAAAGUGAUUUAGUUGGAAAAAUAUUCCACACUGAAUUGCUUACUACAGACUUGACUUUGGUAAUUGCGUGACUUAAUGAGCCAGGUCAGAGAUCUGGCCUCGUACAAGUGUACAGAUUUUUAAGUUACAGGUAUUACAACCAUCCUUUUGUUCAUAUUGUAAAUUCAACAAAGGCAGUAUCUAGUUGUGUCUGCCAAGACUCACUAAUAUUAUUAUUCAGAUUUAGUCCAGAGAACUAUAGAAGAUGAAUAAAGCAUGUCCUCAACUCUAUAUUUAUAUGGCAAAAUGCUUUGUAUGCCAGACAUGUUCAUUAAUGAUGAAAAUUAGUGUGUUUUGAUAUUCAGCGCAUAAGUGAAGAAUUUCUGUCCCUAUAGUCUCAUUCCCUACUGCUUGAGCAAAAUGUAUACAAGAUCUCCAUUGUCCAUAGUAAAGUUACAUCUUCCAGUGUGUGGAAAUAGACUGAAAAGUUUUACUAUUCAGGUAAACAGGGAGGUGGCAUCUGUGAUCUAUUUACUCGGUGAAACUGAAGGAAAACUACAUGACCAAGAUGCUUGAACCUUGAGGUUUGUGUGUGUAACUAAUAUAAAGAAAUAUUGAUUUAGUGGUUUACUCCAAAGACCAUGUGAAGAUCUGAAGUGAUUUUUUUUAUUUAUUUAUUUUUUUUCGAGAGUGAACUUUCUGCAUGUGUGACAACUCAUUCAUUCAUUCCUUGGAAAAAGAUGUCUUUGUUUCAUAUGUUACCAAUUGAUUUCCAGUCUCUCUGCCAGAAAAAAGAAGUAAUGGAAAGAAAUUGAGAACAAAGUGAUGAAAAAGAGCAUUCACAGUACCACAUAUGUAACUACUGGGACCUGUAAGAAAAUAGUAAAAAACUUGCAGGGUUACUGUAUGUGCAAUGGGACAAUGUACUUUGGAAAUGGUGAUAACCUUGAAAGUGAGUUUACUUUCCUGAGUCAGUAGACUAUAUUUAUUUUCAUAAUGUCAUGAUAGAAAAGAAAAGAAAGAAAAGAAAGACAAUAGAAAUGAUCUGGAAGUUGUGAUAUUUGUGCUGACACUGAUCUGAGUAAAUACCCCAUGAUGUACUGUGACGUAUGCUUUUCACAGUUCAUAAGUCAUGACAAAUCACCCUUUACUAAAUGUGUUUUCCCAGAUUACUGAUGCAAGAAUGACCAGAAAAAAAUAUGUGAUAAGUUGUUAACCAGAUUGCUGACCUCUAUGGAGUAUCUGUCUGCAAGUGUAGUUUUUUUCAGUGAUAAGUUGAAACACUGUACACCCCACAUGUAAAGUCCCUACAGAGCAAGUAAAGUCAUUAGAGUAAUAAA
This is a messenger RNA of Penaeus indicus, 7362 nucleotides long. It is a transcript of the gene FoxP, whose product is annotated as forkhead box protein P1-like. Bases 213 to 3437 code for a protein of 1074 amino acids. Gene Ontology annotation, molecular function: RNA polymerase II cis-regulatory region sequence-specific DNA binding; DNA-binding transcription factor activity, RNA polymerase II-specific. The record is from RefSeq and is a predicted model, not a curated record. Gene Ontology annotation, biological process: regulation of transcription by RNA polymerase II. NCBI's taxonomy places the organism in Eukaryota, Metazoa, Arthropoda, Malacostraca, Decapoda, Penaeidae. The transcript is spliced from 22 exons. Gene Ontology annotation, cellular component: nucleus.